This is a messenger RNA of Didymodactylos carnosus, 600 nucleotides long. The record is from the annotation of a GenBank genome assembly. Lineage: Eukaryota; Metazoa; Rotifera; Eurotatoria; Philodinida; Philodinidae.
AUGCGAAUGGCCUCUCCGCUGAAAAAUGGAGCACCUCUAGAUAAACAAUUACAAGCAAUUCAAUUACCACAUAAUAUGAAUGUUAUUUAUGUAGAUUCUACUUUAAUGUCUGAUCAAUGGAAAGCAAAAAACAGUAGAUUAGUCGUAUUGUAUAUUGGUGUACCAUUAGUUAUUCCUCAUUUAUCACAGCUGGUAGCAUCACAUUUUGUUCUUUAUGCAAUGGCGAUUAAAUUAUUACACUGUCCAAAGACACCAGAAGAAAUUACACUCGCUGAACAAUUAAUAGACCGAUACUGUGAACAAGCACCACUUGUAUAUGAUCAAAGAAUUGAAUUAUUAACAUUACAUGCUCACUUACAUUUGGCGGACCAAGCACAAAUACAUGGUGGUCUAGCCUUUACAUAUGCAUAUUCAUUUAAAUCAUCUAUCAGAUUUAUCAAAAGAAAAGCACAUGGAAGUAAAAGUCUGGCUACUCAGAUUGCCUAUUGGACAAAUUUACAAUGUAUGAGUGAACCAACAAAAUUUGAAAUACCGAUAUCAACCGCAGUGAAUCAGAUCGAUAUGAAUCAUUUAUCUAUUGAUUCGUAUCGUGACCAAUGA